Molecule: messenger RNA, 3029 nt
Organism: Fusarium verticillioides 7600
Lineage: Eukaryota; Fungi; Ascomycota; Sordariomycetes; Hypocreales; Nectriaceae
Product: DNA primase small subunit
Exons: 4
Coding region: 147-1646 (499 amino acids)
Biological process (GO): DNA replication, synthesis of primer
Cellular component (GO): alpha DNA polymerase:primase complex
Source: RefSeq, a predicted model, not a curated record
CGUCUUAACGCGUUUCACGUUCACCCCUCGACCACUAUCUUUAGUCAAUCUUCCAGUCCCAUCACUGCAACAACCAGCUACGGCAACUUCGAAUUCAUAGGCGCUCUGAAAUUGAUCACGACGACAAUUGUUGUCGAUUAAUCAAAAUGCCCCAUUCUGUCGAAGAAGAAGCCAUGUCAUCCCCAAGCAACGUUAAGGACGAGCCUACGGAGGAGACAGGAAUCUCUGAUGAGGCUCCUAAUGCGACUGAGGCAGAUGUUAAGAUGAACGAGACAGAAGACGUCAAAAAGGAAGCCAAGCAACUCGAGGAUCUAUUCGACGAUGUCGACUCGGAUGAGGAGUUUCCCAGUUCUGCGGCUGUUCAGCCAAGCUCCCAAGUUGCACCGCUUUUCGAUGCUAUGACAUUGACAGCCUCAGAUCCUGAGGUCAUGCGAAGCUUCUAUCAGCGAUUAUUCCCAUGGCGAUACCUAUUUCAGUGGCUCAAUCACAGUCCAACCCCAACAAACGACUUCGGCAACCGAGAGUUCGCUUUCACUCUCCAGAACGACGCCUACCUCCGAUACCAAUCCUUCCCUACUGCCGAUAUGCUCCGUAAGGACGUUCUCCGAUUAAUGCCAUCUCGUUUCGAAAUCGGACCAGUGUACACCACCAAUCCCCGUGACCGAAAGCAACUCCGCAACUCAUCCGCCUUCAAGCCCCUCGCGAAAGAGCUAUGUUUCGAUAUAGAUUUGACAGAUUACGAUGAUAUUCGAACAUGCUGUGACAAGGCCAACAUCUGCAACAAGUGUUGGCAGUUCAUGACAAUGGCUAUUAAAGUGGUAGAUGUUGCGCUGAGGGAAGACUUUGGCUUCAAGCACAUCAUGUGGGUGUACUCGGGACGACGAGGUGCUCACGCCUGGGUUUGCGAUAAGAAGGUUCGAAGCAUGGACGAUCAGAAGAGAAGAGCAAUUGCAGGCUAUCUUGAGGUGGUCAAGGGAGGUGCACAGAGCGGAAAGAAGGUGAAUGUGAGGAGGCCAUUACAUCCUCAUUUGGCACGAAGUCUGGAAAUCCUGAAAACUCAUUUCCAAGAAGACGUUCUUGAUGUCCAAGACCCAUGGGCUUCUGCUGAGCAAUCCGAGAAGCUGUUGCAGCUUCUCCCAAACCAGAAUCUCAACGAAUCACUCAGAAGGAAAUGGGAUGCCGCUCCAGGACGUGCAUCUGCCUCAAAAUGGGCAGACAUUGACGCUGUGGCAAAGGCAGGCGCCAGCAAAAACCUCGACGCCAGACAGCUCCUUGAAGCCAAGCAAGACAUCGUCUUAGAAUACACCUACCCCCGACUGGAUAUUGAAGUCAGCAAGAAACUUAACCAUUUGCUGAAGAGUCCUUUUGUCGUGCAUCCUGGUACUGGCCGAGUUUGUGUGCCCAUUAACACAAAGAAUCUUGAGGACUUUGAUCCUCUAAGUGUGCCUACAGUGCAGGAACUUCUGGCCGAGAUCGACUCCUGGAAGGGGGAGGAGGAGGAGGAUGGCAAAGGCACAGCUGACUGGGAAAAGACAAGCCUGAAGCCAUAUAUCGAGCAGUUCAGACAUUUUGUCAAUGGAUUGAUGAAAGAUGAGAAGGAUGUCAAGGUCAAGCGGGAGCGGGAGGAUGAAACCAUGGACUUUUAGAUGCGAGAUGAGAUGGAACAGACUUAUGAACAGUAUAUUUGGUAUUUACUUUUGGAACUGGCUGGCGCAGUAAGGCACUAAUACAGAUAUUUCUACUUUGAGGGAGCUUCGACUUCAGGGGUACUCGUUUGAGGGGUGGUCUCUUCAGCAUCAGGGUCCUUGAUCUCUUGAUCCUCCUCCUCGGGCUCCUCGACCCCUUGCCUCUCAGCUACUUCGGCCUCACCUGAUUCACCCCUCUGGUCUCUCAAAUGACCGCCCUUGCGCUUAGGGAUGACACUCAUAAACGCAUCGCCCCAGUUCUCAUACUCGAGCCACUUGAGCAUGAUCUCGACGACGUGGUUUGUUGCUAGAACCGUCCGGCUCUGCAUCACCAUGUACUGGCCGAUAGGCAGCCGAGCCGUUCGGAUGCCACGUUCCCUUGCUCGUUUGUAGCACAGCCCCUUCUCGCGGUUCUUGUCGACGAGGCCGCCGAUGACAUAGCUUGUGUUGGGUUCGAGGCGUUCGAGUGUGUACGGUGAGUCUGAUGACAGGUAAACGAUGUCCUGGUACUCGGGAGCGGGCUCAGGCUCGGGAUCAGGCAAGGGGAGAGGGUCUUUUUCGUCUCUCACCCAAGGGAUUCUGUUGUCCAAGCUCCUCUGAAGUUGAUCGAUCACACGAUCACUCGGAUCCCUCAUCCUCUCCCGAGCCUGCUUCGCACACUCGAUGAAAUCUCCGUCCACAAAGUCAAUACCCUUCCAAUUCUUGUGUUUGUCAUCAAGGAUCUGGUGGAACCGCUCAGCCAGUUUCCCAUUCCAGUCCGAGACGAAGAUGUGUGUACGAUAUCUCGCAUUUUUGUUCUCCGAGUAUGACCUGGUAAUUUGGCUGCCGAGCGAGAUGAGCUCCUUCUCGCGCAUGUACUGCUCAAAAUCACAAUCGAAGAUGAGUGUGACAGGCACAUUGACUGAAGGAGGUUUCUGCUGCCUAUUGGCAUUUGGAUCGAUGCCCUGAGCGAUAAGUGCUGCUCUUUCUUCACGCUUGCGGACUUUGCGUGCGACUCGACUAUCCUUUCGCUUCUGCUUGCGCUCCUCUUUUCCGGCUUCCCAUUGCUGCUGUCUUCUCAAACGCUUGAGAGCGUUCUUGGACAUAGGCUCGGCGGCUUCGUCAUCCGCAGGCCGUUUUUGAGGAACAGUUGAGCCCUCUGCAAGAGGCACAUUUACUGUUGGCUUUGUGUGAGAGUCGGCGGUGACUGUUUGCUCACCAUGUCCAGUGUUGGCUGAGUUUUCUGGUAGUGAGGGGGUCUCCUGAUGAGGUUGACCUUUCUCUCCUUCACUUAUUGCUGGCUCCAUCCUGGGAGAAACAAUCCUUCCGGUCCUAUCAAUACAGAAAACCAAUGUUUGGCGAAUU